Molecule: messenger RNA, 786 nt
Organism: Cyclocybe aegerita
Lineage: Eukaryota; Fungi; Basidiomycota; Agaricomycetes; Agaricales; Hemipholiotaceae
Source: the annotation of a GenBank genome assembly
AUGCCGACGGCACCACCCUCCUUAACGUUCAAUGUUUCAAUCUUGAACAUGUUGGAGCACGUUCUUCCACACGCCCUCAAGAUCCCGGCCAUCGAGAGGCUAAAGGGAAAGAAGAUUAUACUCGCCUCGAAUAGCCCAAGAAGAAAGGAAAUACUUCGCACUUUUGGAUUGGCUCCAGAGAUAGUCCCAUCGACAUUUGCAGAAGAUCUGCUUAUCAGUGAUUUCUCAGAACCCCAUGAAUAUCCUGUCGCAACUGCAACGCAUAAAGCCGUCCAGGUCUACGAGAAACUCGUCGAGGAAAACCCGGAGGAAGCUCCCGAUCUUGUCAUCGGAGCUGACACCAUUGUCUUGACCCACCCUCAACCUGUGACUUCCGACACGUCAUAUUCGUUGUUGCCUUCGCAUAACCAAGAACUGCUGGAGAAACCAUCUUCUAAAGAAGACAAUCUUCGAAUGUUGCUGGAUAUGAAUGGGAAUGUUUGCGAAGUUGUUACGGGUCUGGUGGUCGUCUACCCGGUUCUCAGUGCUCCAGGGUACAUGAUCAAGUCAAUAGACGAACGCUCUCUUGUCUAUUUUGCGGACAGCCCAAAGCAUAUCGUCGAAGCUUACGUUGAGAGCGGAGAGGGCAUUGAUCGUGCUGGCGGAUUUGCUAUUCAAGGCUUAGGUGGAAUCUUGAUUCGUAAGAUCGAAGGAGACUACAAUAACGUGGUUGGCUUUCCCGCGGCGUCGUUUUUCAAGCUGCUGGAUAUGUUAGUUGAGGAAGAUGAGGACUUUUUAUCGAUUUGA